This is a messenger RNA of Aptenodytes forsteri (emperor penguin), 4073 nucleotides long. It is a transcript of the gene FZR1, whose product is annotated as fizzy/cell division cycle 20 related 1. Gene Ontology annotation, molecular function: protein binding; ubiquitin ligase activator activity; anaphase-promoting complex binding. The record is from RefSeq and is a predicted model, not a curated record. Bases 147 to 1628 code for a protein of 493 amino acids. Gene Ontology annotation, biological process: anaphase-promoting complex-dependent catabolic process; positive regulation of ubiquitin protein ligase activity; positive regulation of anaphase-promoting complex-dependent catabolic process. Gene Ontology annotation, cellular component: anaphase-promoting complex. NCBI's taxonomy places the organism in Eukaryota, Metazoa, Chordata, Aves, Sphenisciformes, Spheniscidae. The transcript is spliced from 14 exons.
GAUAAACUCUGCGCUCCUAACAGCCUACCGUAGACUGCAGUGAGAUGUGUAUUGAAUGAAAACGUCAUCUAUGAAGCAGACUAAUUGCUGAUUGGACUUCAGGAACCUGAAGCCUGCUGAACUCCCCAGCCCCUCUGCUUUCCACCAUGGACCAGGAUUACGAGAGACGUCUCCUACGCCAAAUCAACAUACAGAAUGAAAACACAAUGCCUUGCGUAGCAGAGAUGAGAAGAACCCUGACGCCUUCCAAUUCUCCAAUGUCUUCUCCUAGUAAGCACGGUGACAGAUUCAUUCCCUCAAGAGCUGGGGCCAACUGGAGCAUCAACUUCCACAGAAUAAAUGAAAAUGAAAAAUCACCAAGUCAAAACAGAAAAGCAAAGGAUGCUACAUCGGACAAUGGCAAAGAUGGCCUUGCUUACUCUGCCUUGCUGAAGAACGAACUCUUAGGAGCAGGGAUCGAGAAAGUGCAAGACCCACAGACGGAAGACAGGAGGCUGCAGCCAUCCACCCCAGAGAAGAAGUCUCUCUUCACUUAUUCACUCAGCACAAAACGCUCUAGUCCAGAUGACGGCAACGAGGUCUCACCGUAUUCCCUGUCUCCUGUCAGCAACAAAAGUCAGAAGCUGCUAAGAUCACCUCGAAAACCAACUCGGAAAAUCUCAAAGAUUCCUUUCAAAGUGCUGGAUGCCCCAGAGCUGCAGGACGACUUCUACCUGAACCUGGUGGACUGGUCCUCUCUUAACGUCCUCAGCGUUGGCCUUGGGACUUGUGUUUACCUAUGGAGCGCUUGUACUAGCCAGGUAACCCGACUGUGUGAUCUCUCUGUGGAAGGAGAUUCUGUAACAUCGGUGGGCUGGUCAGAACGGGGGAACUUGGUAGCCGUUGGCACUCACAAGGGCUUUGUACAGAUCUGGGAUGCAGCUGCAGGAAAAAAGCUCUCCAUGCUAGAGGGGCACACAGCCAGAGUCGGUGCCUUGGCAUGGAACGCGGACCAGCUGUCUUCUGGGAGUCGAGACAGGAUGAUCCUUCAGAGGGACAUCCGCACCCCACCCCUGCAGUCUGAGCGGCGGCUCCAGGGCCACAGGCAGGAGGUCUGUGGGCUCAAAUGGUCUACGGACCACCAGCUCCUGGCCUCUGGAGGAAAUGAUAAUAAGCUCCUUGUCUGGAAUCACUCCAGCCUGAGUCCUGUCCAACAAUACACAGAGCAUCUCGCAGCAGUAAAAGCUAUCGCAUGGUCUCCCCACCAGCACGGACUCCUCGCCUCCGGCGGAGGGACAGCUGACCGCUGCAUACGCUUCUGGAACACGCUCACCGGGCAGCCUUUGCAGUGCAUCGACACUGGGUCGCAAGUGUGCAACCUGGCCUGGUCGAAACACGCCAACGAGCUAGUGAGUACCCACGGAUACUCGCAGAACCAGAUCCUUGUCUGGAAAUACCCUUCGUUAACUCAAGUAGCAAAGCUAACAGGACACUCGUACCGAGUCUUAUAUCUGGCAAUGUCCCCUGAUGGGGAGGCCAUAGUUACAGGAGCUGGAGAUGAAACCUUGCGCUUCUGGAAUGUCUUCAGUAAAACUCGUUCGACAAAGGAGUCUGUAUCCGUUCUCAACCUCUUCACCAGGAUACGAUAAACCCCAUGUACUGCGACCCAGGAGACUACAGCCUGACAUACCAGGAUAAAACCACUACCUUGGUGUGCAUGGAACCCCAAACGAUCAGCCAGAAGGGAAGGGAGUGCCAGUGGGACUGGAGGAUGGACCUAACGGAUGCUAAUUAAAAUACGUGCUUGUGAACCACGCUGGGCGGUAUUUGGGAUGGGGUUGGGGAGGGGAGGGAACUGCCAAAGGUUUACAGAUUCAUCCUUCGUAAAGGGAAACGGGUACAAGAGAAAUGUUAAACCAGCAUCCUCCAACCCUCGCGUUGUAUCCUGGAGAAAACAUGUGUGACAUGGACCAUUGAGACCGGACCAAGGCCAUCCCCGCUGCUGUGUUGUCCCCUCUUGGGAGAGAUGAGAGUAUCCUUGCCUCUGUGGGAACGGGUUUAACGUGCUGCUCUGGGUCCCUCUGUCCUCGGGUGGACAUCUGUGGAGGUAGGAGCCAGCCAGACUUGUUCAAUACAACUGGUGCAAGGGGGCUAAACUCCAGGCUGGGCGUUAGCCUCUCUGAUUAUCUAAGGACAUUGUUUAUAGCCUGGCAUCCCCGUUACAUGAAGAAACUGGAGAACUGCUUAUUUUCCUUUUUUUUUCUUUUUUUUUUCCUCCCCCCCGCCCCCCCUGCACAUAGGUACUGUAGUACUUGAUACAAUCAUUCCCGUACGACAGCUUGAUUUUUGGCAUGCUUGACAGCUGCCUUCAAACAAAUACAUUUUGGGGCUCUAAACUUUGGAGGAGACUUGGGGAGGCUCCACCUCAGAGGGAGCACAUUCAGAAAGUUCUGAAAUUGCUAUUGCAUGUUCUGGGCUGAUCCUUUUAGUUAACAGAGAGGAAAAACAAUGGCUUAAAAAAACAAAACAAAAAAAACCCCAACCAACAACCACCGUGCAUGUGGAGCUUCCCACAGUGCCGUUGGGGGCAGGCUGGUUGCUCUGGAGUCUUCCUGAGGGCAAAGGCAGUUGAGAUGCAUUUGAGAAACAAAACAACUCUCAUGGAUCUGUUCUUUGGAGAGAGCAUGGCCUCUUCUGGCUGGAAGGGGGGAAACACCGUGUCUGGGCGAGAGGGGGGUUCUUUUUCUAAAGCAAGGAAGAAGUGUUGCUUUUUUUUUUAUCUCCAGGUCAAAGCCAGGGACCUGUUGUUGGGUUUUUUUUGUUUUUUUUUUUUUUUUUUUUUUAAGUUGUAUGGGGAGAGAGUGCCUGCUUGUGUGUUUGGAGCCUGUGUGACGAGUGCCGUGGGAUGUGAUGCAAAGCACUUGUGUGUGUAUGUUGCUUUUAAUUUAAAGAGAAGCUGUUACGCUUGCAGCAGCCUGUUCCUGUCAUACUUUGUACGUGUGCCAACGCUCUCCCUGCCGUGCACCUGGCUCCUGCCUGCCUCCAGCCCUCUCCGGUGCACUGGGAUGUGAGUGCUGUUCUGCUGUUUCCUCCUCUCGUUGGGAUUUUCCUGGCUGUGUAUAUAGACCUUGACCUGUUCUCUGUAGAGUGCAUAGGCAAUACUUUUCUGUCUCUUCCGCCCCCUCCUCUCCUUCUUUCCCUGAAACCAGACCGUCGGGGUGGCGGUAGGAAUAUGACUGUCUCUCCCCAGUGCCACUGGUAUCCUUAGGGUGAGCUUCUGCGGUGUAGGGAGGCUGGUACGGAGAAGGGCAGUGAGAUGCCGUUCUGUUCACUACAGCCUUGACCGCGUGUGCCGUUACACCAGUGCCCGGCUCAGGCUCUUGGCGCUACCUCUGCGUGUCGCAGGUACUUAGAGGCACUCGUGAGGAGCUCGUGUGCCGGGAGCUCACCCCUCCUUAGCAGGCUGGCAGCAGUGAGUCUCCAAAGCCCAAACUGGCAGCCGUCUUGUCAUCUUACAGCCUCACUGGCCUCCGAAAUGUAAUUUCAAUGUAAUUUCUGGAACACGGUUUCAACACAAUUACUUGUGUAAUUGUUCACAAUUGUUCACAAGUUCUUGCUGCAGGAGCACGGGGCUUGGUUUAAAAAUCAUCUGGUGGCCUCCCGGCCCCUCUCUUGUUGCUUGUUACAUUCACUGGCACCGUUAAACUUUGUGUGGAAGGACCACGAAGCACUGAGGAGUUGUUAAAAUUAAGUCGGAUCAUUAAGUUGACAAGCAGGCUUGAAGUGAAAGGCCACCUGCAGCAAGACAUGGUCUGUCACGGGUGUCUGCGCCGUGUGAUAUCGCCCUGUUGGGCAGCAGAGCCUGGGGACAGGGGUGUUUACACCGGGGUGGAGGUGGUUGGUAGCUGCUGCGGUGGAUUUUCUUGUCUGUUGUGGAUUGUCUCCUGCCUAAAUCCCGACACGGAGACCCCCGGGAGACGCUGCUUUCUCCUCCAGGAAGAAACAGCUGGUUGGGGUGGGGGACAGACACGAGGUCUCAGCCGUGGGGUGGUUUCACGCUGGUUUGUGCCCGUUCUGGAGCAGGAGGAGGGAGC